Symphalangus syndactylus (siamang) is the source of this 2553-nucleotide messenger RNA. RefSeq names its product G protein subunit alpha i2 (gene GNAI2). The record is from RefSeq and is a predicted model, not a curated record. Gene Ontology annotation, molecular function: GTPase activity; GTP binding; G-protein beta/gamma-subunit complex binding. NCBI's taxonomy places the organism in Eukaryota, Metazoa, Chordata, Mammalia, Primates, Hylobatidae. Gene Ontology annotation, biological process: gamma-aminobutyric acid signaling pathway; adenylate cyclase-inhibiting G protein-coupled receptor signaling pathway; G protein-coupled adenosine receptor signaling pathway. Gene Ontology annotation, cellular component: cytoplasm; heterotrimeric G-protein complex.
GACCCACGACACGUUGCCCAGCCGUGUGGCUGGGAUGGUCGGUACCCAUGGCCGUGCGGUCGAGCCUUGAGGCUCCAGGACAGUCCUGGAAGGCUUCCUGGCAGAUCCGUGGGAGGAAAGCCGACAGAAGGGCGGGAGGCGGGAGGGGAGAGAUCCCCCGGGAUGGGUAAGGCCUCGACGCUGGGCAUCGGCGCAGGUGUGUACUGCAGGGAGCCAGCCAGAACCCCCACGGACUGCCUGACCUUGGGGGAAGCCCGCAGUAGAGGAAAGGGCCGGACCCCCAGACCCGCCCUUGACUAUGUGUUCUGAGGGCAAAUUUUACCCAGUUCCUCUCUAACCUCCCGACAACUCUGAGGUCAAACUCAGCAAGGCAUCCGAGCCCCCACGGCGCAGCGGCCCUAGGCUGGCAUGGGCGAUACGGAGCUAUCCCGCCCUCAGGAAGCAGGCGAGAUGCCCAGCGGGAGAAUCACCCAAAUCACCGUCUAAUCUCUGCUAUGAAGUGGAAGCGGGAGAAGGAGGGAGCGUCUCAUGACGGAGAUGUGAAGACGCUAGGCUGGAGGAAGCAGAAAGGCGGGUGUCACAGGGGACGUUCUGAGGGUGCUGGGGAGUCAGGGAAGAGCACCAUCGUCAAGCAGAUGAAGAUCAUCCACGAGGACGGCUACUCCGAGGAGGAAUGCCGGCAGUACCGGGCGGUUGUCUACAGCAACACCAUCCAGUCCAUCAUGGCCAUUGUCAAAGCCAUGGGCAACCUGCAGAUCGACUUUGCUGACCCCUCCAGAGCGGACGACGCCAGGCAGCUAUUUGCACUAUCCUGCACCGCCGAGGAGCAAGGCGUGCUCCCUGAUGACCUGUCCGGCGUCAUCCGGAGGCUCUGGGCUGACCAUGGUGUGCAGGCCUGCUUUGGCCGCUCAAGGGAAUACCAGCUCAACGACUCAGCUGCCUACUACCUGAACGACCUGGAGCGCAUUGCACAGAGUGACUACAUCCCCACACAGCAAGAUGUGCUACGGACCCGCGUAAAGACCACGGGGAUCGUGGAGACACACUUCACCUUCAAGGACCUACACUUCAAGAUGUUUGAUGUGGGUGGUCAGCGGUCUGAGCGGAAGAAGUGGAUCCACUGCUUUGAGGGCGUCACAGCCAUCAUCUUCUGCGUAGCCUUGAGCGCCUAUGACUUGGUGCUAGCUGAGGACGAGGAGAUGAACCGCAUGCAUGAGAGCAUGAAGCUAUUCGACAGCAUCUGCAACAACAAGUGGUUCACAGACACGUCCAUCAUCCUCUUCCUCAACAAGAAGGACCUGUUCGAGGAGAAGAUCACACACAGUCCCCUGACCAUCUGCUUCCCUGAGUACACAGGGGCCAACAAGUAUGAUGAGGCAGCCAGCUACAUCCAGAGUAAGUUUGAGGACCUGAAUAAGCGCAAAGACACCAAGGAGAUCUACACACACUUCACGUGCGCCACCGACACCAAGAACGUGCAGUUCGUGUUUGACGCCGUCACCGACGUCAUCAUCAAGAACAACCUGAAGGACUGCGGCCUCUUCUGAGGGGCAGCGGGGCCUGGCGGGAUGGGCCACCGCCGACUCUGUAUCCCCCAACCCCUGAGGAAGAUGGGGGCAAGAAGACCACACUCCCCGCCUGUUCCCCUGGCCGCUUUUCUCCUCUUUCCUCUCUUUGUUCUCAGCUCCCCCUGUCCCCUCAGCUCCAGACGUAGGGGAGGGGUUGCCACAGGCCUCCCUGUUUGAAGCCUGCCCUUGUCUGAGGUGCUGGUAAUGGCCAUGGUACCCCCUUCUGGGCAUCUGUUCUGGUUUUUAACCAUUGUCUUGUUCUGUGAUGAGGGGAGGGGGGCACAUGCUGAGUCUCCCAAGGCUGUGUCUGGAGGGGCCCCUGCUUCUCCAGCCUGGACCCCCAGCUUUGCCCAACACCAGCCCCUGCCCCAGCCCAAGUCCAAAUGUUUACAGGGAGCCUCCUGCCCAGUCCCCCACCCCCAGCCGCUCGGAGGCCCCAAAGGAAAAAGCACAAGAAGCGUGAGACGCCACCGUUCCUGGAAACCACAGUCCACCUGCUCAUUCUCGUAGCUUUUUAAAAAAAUGAAAGUAAAGGAAAAAAAAAAUUGCAAAUCUAGAAAACUUUUUAGAGAAAAACUAUUUAAAACUGUCAGAUCCUGACCAGCAACCCCCCCAGCCCCCCUUCCAAGUGACUCCGUGCCUUGAGUGUGUCUGCGUGUUUACACCCGUCCCUCUGCUGGCCGCCCCCGUGCGAGCGGCACCCCUGCCCUGCCCUCCACAGAAUUGGGUUCCAAGGGCUGUUCCAGACAACUGCCAACGUCACUGAGGGCCCUGCCCCAGCGGCCCUGGGCCCAGGCUCCAUUAACCUAAAAUGUAGCUCCCUAGCGCUAACCUAGGAACCGCCGCUGCCUGCUGGGGGGCCACGCCCCUCAUGCCCUUGUCCCAGGCCCGGGGCCUUCAGCGUUGAACACUUCCUUGCUUUUUUCACAUGUUUUAUGGAAUUGUUCACCUGGUUUGAAAUAAUAAAAUGUAGAAAGAAAAAAAA